CCGCAAUGGCCAGUAAUAGCAAUGGGCACUCCUGGAAAUGCGCUGUGGAUGCUCUUCGCCAAUACUACGCCUUCCUUGCGAACGAUUUGGGAGCCAUCCCAUCCACCUGUAUCGUCGAGCCUCCGGUUGAAGGCUGGCCCACCAUCACUCAGACUUCACUUGCCGGGCUUGAGAAAACCGACACGGUGAUUGAAUUUCUCCGCCAUCUACCGUAUAUCGAAUCCUCAGGAGAAUACAACACACAGAUUGGUUUCAGUACAUGUGCGGUAGAUUAUAGGGCGUAUGGGAAGUAUAUGGUCGCCAAAGGAGAAAGAUCACGCUUUUACCCUGUUGGCAGUGAGGACUUCCCGCCCAAUGUAGUGGUGUUGACUGAAGAGGGCGAGGACUAUUAUGGUAGUUUGUUGCUUGUGGAUGUUGAGAAAGGUUGUGAUUAUAUAUCCGCCCAGCACAGCUUAUCUGACUCUGACCUCGUAGGCACGGCUACCGACUAUCAACCUCGAGGGGCUCGAAAGGCAGGCGUGCCCGACCCAUCAACCACACCACAGAUCUGGCGUUACUCGGAAACAAAACCCAUCGCCGAGCUAUUGGCUUCGUGGGAGCAGAAGUUUCGGUCGCUCGAGUGGACAGUCAACCCUUUCAAUGAUGAAGGUGGUAUGAUGCUUCGGCAUGAUCGUGCAACAGAUGUCUAUCGUGAUCAUGGCUGGCCUGAUGACUUUCGUCGCAAGGAGUGUCGUGAUGCCUUGCGAGGAUGGAACAGGACUAUCAAUGACCGACUUUCACAACCUGGGAAUAAUCUGCUAGAGAUCACUCGCCAGCCUCCUGGUUUGCGUAAG
Aureobasidium uvarum is the source of this 833-nucleotide messenger RNA. NCBI's taxonomy places the organism in Eukaryota, Fungi, Ascomycota, Dothideomycetes, Dothideales, Saccotheciaceae. The record is from the annotation of a GenBank genome assembly.